This is a messenger RNA of Cuculus canorus (common cuckoo), 2877 nucleotides long. RefSeq names its product non-SMC condensin I complex subunit H (gene NCAPH). The coding region runs from base 37 to 2136 and encodes 699 amino acids. The record is from RefSeq and is a predicted model, not a curated record. Gene Ontology annotation, cellular component: condensin complex. NCBI's taxonomy places the organism in Eukaryota, Metazoa, Chordata, Aves, Cuculiformes, Cuculidae. Gene Ontology annotation, molecular function: chromatin binding. The transcript has 17 exons. Gene Ontology annotation, biological process: mitotic chromosome condensation.
GCCAAGCGGCGGAGGGCGCUCGGCGGCCCCGGCGCGAUGAGGGGCCCGGGCGCGUCCCCCGGCCCGCGCGGCCUCGGCAGCGCCGGCACCCCCGGGCUCGGGCCCUGGCCCGGCAACGACGAUGAGAGCGAGAGGCGGCAGCGGCGCCGGUCCAGGGCCACCGACCUCCAGCGGGCGGGAACCGAGUCGCCGUUCCGCAGGGACUCGCCCGCCCCGCGGCCUGGGGAGUCAUGGCUGCCAAGCCUUCCGCAGUGGAGCAACUCCCAGAUCGCAGACCACUACAGCACCUGCAUCAAGCUCUCCACCGAGAACAAAAUCACCACGAAGAAUGCCUUUGGCUUACAUCUGAUAGACUAUAUGACCGAGAUCCUGAAGCAGAAGGACUCAGAAAUAACCAACUUCAAGGUAGCAGCUGGCACACUUGAUGCCAGCGCAAAGAUUUAUGCCGUGCGCGUGGAUGCAGUGCACUCAGACACCUACAAAGUUCUUGGAGGCCUGGGCAAGGAUUCAGCACCUGCGAAAAACAUGGACAGCCCAGAAGGAGAAGACAGUCCAGCUGCUAAGGUUGUCAAGAAAGUUCAGACAAAGAGAAAGCACUUAUCCAAAACCGUUGAACAGAACUUGAAUAACAUCAACGUGUCAGAGGCUAAUCGCAGAUGUGAGAUCGAUCCGAUGUUCCAGAAAACAGCUGCGUCUUUUGAUGAAUGCAGCACAGCUGGCAUUUUCCUCACCGGGCUGCGAACCCAAAGCUACCAGAAUGAGCUCCUCUUUGACACGAAGAUCAUGCCUCUCCCUUCUUCAGAGACUCUCACGCUGCCCAACUGUGAUCCUGUGAAAGUGGUGGAUUUAAAGUCCUUGUUAGAGCAGUGCAUUGAAAAACGCCCCGUCUGCUCCUCCCUGGCAGGUUUCCAGUUUACAAAGUGGGAUGCUGAAUCCCAUGAUGAGUCAGUGUCAGCCCUGUUGGAGAAAUUUAAGAAGAGUGGCCAAGUGUUCGACAUCAAUGCAGAAGUAGACAGCGACGUGGAAGACUGUGCUCCCAGCCUACCAGAUGAUGACUUCAAUUCUGACUCCCUCAAGGGUACAGUAACAGAGAAGAUUGGGGAGUUCACGGACAACAUCAACUCCUUUGAAACAGUCCACCAGAGCAAGGCAGCUGGUGUGGUUCCUUUUGGAGAGGGAGACAUUGGGACCAUGUGCCUUCAUCUCUCCAAGACACCGAGGGAAUACUCCUACUUCAGUCCCCGAACUCUGUCCAUGUGGGGUGGCCCAGAGCACUGGCGUUUCAAACCCCGACACAAAUAUGCUCAAUCUGAAAAAGAGACCAAGAAAGGGAAUGCAAAGAAAGCGUUUGAGAUUAACUUUGAUGAGGAUAUUGAAUUCCAGGUGUAUUUCCGUAAGACCAAGGCAUCACUCCUUCUAGCCAAAUCCAUUCUGGAAAGCCAGAAUGUGAAGAGCACCACACUUCCCACAGACUUCAACUAUGACUUCAACAACAUUCUCCAGCUCUUCCUCAAACCAACUGUUAAGUUCUGCAGGACGUCUGAGCCAAACAGCGCUUUGGAUCACGAUGAUGAGAUUGACGAGUAUGAUUACAACAACCCCAACGACACCUCCAAUUUCUGCCCUGGGCUGCAGGCUGCAGACAGUGAAGAUAAUGACCCCAUUCCAUUCGUGAACCAGAUGGGGGAGUUCAACCUUACCGCCCACCCUGAGGGUCAAGAAACUGAGCUCAACGGGGUUCUCGGUGCUGUCGAUAUCACAGCGUACGGAGAGCUGAACCUCAUUGCUGAGCCCCAGAAGGUCAAUAAAAUAGCGAUUCAGUACGCAAAGACGGCCAAGAAAAUGGACAUGAGGAGGUUAAAGAAAAACAUGUGGGACCUCUUAUGUGAUGGACAGAAGACAGAAACAGUGGCAGAGGUGGAAGAUGCAGAGGAGGAGGACAAAUCAGUGGUAGUAGGAGAGAAAGUCUUCAGCAGCAUCACAAAGGAACUGUUUCACAGUUUGCCUUCUGUGAUUGCCAGCAAUCUCUCUGUCCCCUUAGCCUUCACCUGCCUUUUGCAUUUGGCGAAUGAGAAGAAUCUAAAGCUGGAAGGCACAAAGGACCUGUCUGAUGUCCUAGUGAAACAAGGAGACUGAGCCUCAUGUGAAGCAGAGCACUGGGGCUGACCCGCAGGACAGAGCUCAGCUGACCACCACACGCUCUGGACUGUCUCAUCAAAGGCAGAUGUUUCUCCUCCCAGCACCACUGCUGAGAAAUGCCACCCAUCUCUGCACCUUAGGAAGACUUCUAAAUCAAGGAUGUCCUCCCUAAACAUAGGACCUGUACAGUUGGAUGGUCGCAGCUCCGCCUGCCAGGCUCCUGCCAUCCUUGAUCCAUCAGCUCUUUCCUGGAUCUGAGUAAUGGAGUUCCUUCACCUCACUGUGAACCGCAAGAGGCUCCUCUGUGCGCCUCUCGCUGUUUCAUUCCCAGGACAUGGACUGACUGUUACUCCCAUCUCCUGUAGCCUUGUACAUCCUCUGAAAUUAUUUACCUUUUAUACUGAGCUUAGAGAUAAUAAAUUGCUACAGACUUCGUAUAUGCACCUUUGAGAUGGGGAAGAAGGAUUUUCCAAGCAAGGAGAGAGGUUAAAAUAACACGAGUGUUGGUGGGCACCAACAGCAAGGUGGCUCCCUAAAGAAAAGUGAGCCAGGAAUCCUGAGGGAUUGCACCAUUCAAGUUCUACGGUGCCUGAACGAUGGGAACAGGGCCAGGCCAGAGGUGGUGGCCGUGUUCAGACAAGAGAUAAGAUCAUCAAACAAGUUCAAACAAGUUCACGGUGCUGAAGCAGAUCUGAGAUCAAGCUGGGAAGCUGGUUUAUGUGUCAGGACUGGGUCUGA